CAGUCUCGCCAAUAAAAGAACCCGACGCCUUCACACACACACGUACACAGACACCAGUUGCUGGCCCUGGUCGCGGCCAAUCCCCUCAGGCGAACUCACCGGAGGUAGGAGCUACGAGCUGCUUUGUUUAUUCAAGAUUGACGAACGUUCCUCUCUCUUUCACUCUUUACGCCAAGCUACAUCUCUCGCUCGCGCCCCACGUUGAGUAAAUAUUUCUUUUGGAAGAAGCAUAAAAUCUCAAUUUUUCAUCAAAUGGCAUUGGUGGUCAUCUGUGGGCAGCCAUGCAGUGGGAAGUCCACAGCUGCCCUCUUCCUAGCUGAAGCUCUCAAAGAAUCAGAAUCAAAGCAAACUGUCAGGAUUAUUGAUGAAACUUCCCUUCAUCUUGAUCGCAAUCAGAGCUACGCCAACAUGACUGCAGAGAAGAAUUUAAGAGGAGUGCUUAGGUCUGAAGUUGAUAGAUCUGUGUCAAAAGAUAAUAUCAUAAUAGUAGAUUCUUUAAAUAGCAUAAAGGGUUACAGGUAUGAGUUGUGGUGUUUGGCUCGUGCUGCUGGAAUAAGAUACUGUGUGCUAUAUUGUGACAUCGAAGAAACCAACUGUAGAAAAUGGAACGAAGAACGAAGGGACAAGGGAGAAGCUGCUUACGAUGAUGUGAUAUUUGAAGAUUUGGUAAGAAGGUUCGAGAAACCGGAAAGAAGAAAUCGAUGGGAUUCCCCUUUGUUUGAGUUAUGGCCACAUAAGGAUGGAAUAGACAAAUCUUGUGCUGCUAUUUUAGAUGCUGUUUCAUAUUUGACGAAGAAGGUGGACUCAAAAACGCAGGAUGUAAAAAUUUUACAGCCAACAAUCGCAACACAAAGUGUACGGUUUUCAGAGGCAAAUUCUCUAUAUGAGUUGGAUAGAGCAACGCAGGAAGUGAUUAAUGCCAUUCUGGAAGCACAAUCUCAGGCACUUGGAGGGCCUCUAAAUGGGGUUUCUCUGGGCCAGGAAUUCCCAACUUUCAAUAUUUCAAGAUCAGUUGGGCUGCCGGAGCUACGCAGGCUGCGGAGAACUUUUAUUAAAUUGACCGGACAGACGAGUUUAAGUGGGCGACCACCGCCAUCUGAUGCAGACAGUGCCAAGAGGAUGUUUGUGGACUACCUUAACAGGGAACUGGGAACUGCUUGAAAGAGUACAAUGUCGAUGAUGUUAAGGAGUUAUCUAUUAUGGGAGACGUCUUUGGACUAAACUGAUUUUUAUAAUGGAACAAUGAAGAAAACAGAAGACAAAUCACAAAAAAUUUUGCACUUCCAUUCUAGGUUAUGUGAGACAUGGGGUUUUUUCUACCAACAUACAUAUAUUAAGGGCUUUGUAUUUCAUAAGAUUUGUACUGUGCUGCAUAUGUUUUGAAUUGUAUCAGGGUGUUUGGUAAUAGGACCACCAAGCUAUCAUUUGAUUCAUUUCUA
Messenger RNA from Corylus avellana, 1439 nucleotides. NCBI's taxonomy places the organism in Eukaryota, Viridiplantae, Streptophyta, Magnoliopsida, Fagales, Betulaceae. The record is from RefSeq and is a predicted model, not a curated record.